Messenger RNA from Folsomia candida, 1663 nucleotides. Its product is annotated as venom peptide isomerase heavy chain. Gene Ontology annotation, biological process: proteolysis. Bases 273 to 1556 code for a protein of 427 amino acids. The record is from RefSeq and is a predicted model, not a curated record. The transcript is spliced from 11 exons. NCBI's taxonomy places the organism in Eukaryota, Metazoa, Arthropoda, Collembola, Entomobryomorpha, Isotomidae. Gene Ontology annotation, molecular function: serine-type endopeptidase activity.
GUUUUGCUUUUCAGGUUAAAGAAGUUAGACGGAUCGAUAAGUCGUCGUCAGAUUUGCAGAGAUUUGCAAAAAAUUUGCGUAGAUUUCUAUAUUGCAAAAUUGGUCUUAUUUACAGAUUUCCAAACAAAAUUGCAUAGAUUUUCACAUAUUGCGAAAUUGGUUUCAUAUCAGCACUUUGCAUAGAUUUACAUAGAUAUAUUGCGAAAUUGGUCUGUUAUCGUCACUUUAUAUAGAUUUGCAUAUAUAGAUUUGCACAUAUUGCGAAAUUUACCAUGAAAAGAUUUUGGAAAUUGGGGGGCGUCCUGUUCCUGGGAUUUUUGACUUUGUCCACGUGCACCGUUUGGAAUGCGGAAGACGCCUUAAUUCUGGAAGUUGAGAGUAUCGUUAACAAUCAAUCGUCCUCCUCCAAUUCUGGCGAAGUUGUGACCACCCUUUCCCCUGAAAGCGGCAGUGAUACGGACUGCGUCACGAACGAGGGGGUUGCAGGGACCUGUAUCCGAUUUACGGAGUGUUAUCCGUACUUCCAAAGCGAAAUUAAGGACGUGAAACACUCCACGGUUUCGAGUCAUAUUGAAGUCGUGAGGAAUAUGUCGACCCCCUGUCAACCCGCGGAAGUCACCACGAAUCCCCUGUCUCCGGGCGGAGAGGGUGUCUCAAACGACGACCACAUUUGCUGCGCGACGCUAACUCGGGCCGCGUCGAGUGGAAAUUUACCGUCCUUUGAGGGUCGAGAAACGACAGAAAAUGCGGAAAUGAGCCCGCAAGAGAUGGAGAAGGAGAAAGUGGAGGCAUACGCGGGGUGUGGAUUGACCCCGUACAAUAACGAGCUCCCGAAAGUCGUGCAGGGCAGGGAAGCCAAGAAGAACGAGUUCCCUUGGGCAGUGGCAUUAUUCCAAAAUGGGCGACAUCACUGUGGUGCAUCCCUAAUUGAUGCGAGACACGUCGUGACGGCUGCGCAUUGUGUUAACAAUAUUCGGACGGGCCCAAUGUUGCAAAAUGUGCGAUUGUACAUCGGAGCCCACGACAUUUACGGGGGGAAGGACUACGAGGUGAGGAAAGUGAAGAAAUUAGCGUUUCAUAAGGGAUUUAACGGGCAGCAGUUCCGGGAUGACAUCGCGCUCAUGGUCCUCGACUCGCCCGUCAUGUUUUCCGAGAGUAUUAAACCAGUCUGUCUCUACUCUGGGAGUCCUCCCGUCGAUGGCGGAGAAACCAAUGCGGACAUUGCUGGUUGGGGCAAGAUUUCGGAACAUGGUCCCCCCUCGAGAAAACUGAGAACGGCGUCCAUCCGAAUUUGGACGAAUUCUCAGUGUGCCCAAAAAUAUGUGGGGACGCUUGCCCCCACAAUUUCGAGUGGAAUGGUAUGCGCUGGGUCGAAUGGCAAAGACUCUUGUCAAGGUGACAGUGGUGGAAGUUUGACCUUGUCGCAAAAUGGGAGACAGCAAUUAAUCGGAGUCGUGAGCUGGGGAAUUAAAUGCGGCGUUUAUCCCGGAGUUUACACCCGUUUGGACAAGUACGUCAAUUGGAUAGAGAAAUACAAGGUGAAAUUAAAUUACUAAAUUUUACAGCGAUUAAUUUUUGUAAUUAAAAAUUUGAUUUAAUUUAUUUGUUAAAAAUGGUUAUGAAAAAAUUAGGAAAUAAAUGAAAAUUAUGAUUCUUUAAUAAA